GACCCGCACUCAUAGUUUAGGUGGUCGUUCACCAAAAUCGUUCGUUUUCAAAAGCGACUCGCCUGGUUUCCGUCGAACCCGGGUCGAAGCGACAAGAAUCCCAAACCGUUGCAUGGAGCGCGCAUGGUGAUUGCACAGUGAUUUGGUGGCUUUUUUUGCGAGCAAAAAAAGGGAAGAAAGCAAAACUUAAAAAAGAACAAAGCAAGUGCAAGCGGUAAAAUUUGGUUCUCCACGCCGAACUUGGAAAGUGAAACGAAAGCGAAAGUUUCGAAGAAGCUGUGUUGUGUUCUGGAAUAGUGAGCAGUGCAGUUGCAAGUUGUAGUGACAAAAUUGUCGAUCUAGUUGGAGCGCUGUGAAAUUAUUUCAAAAUGAACCAUCGAACGAGGGCCCUGGUGGGGCUGCUGUGCAUAGCGGGCCUGGCGACGGGUCAACUGAACCAAAACUACCGGCCGGAGUUCUUCUCCCCCGGUCAAGGCUUCCAGUCGGUGUCGGCGCAGAUCUCGAGCAGUAAUGUUCAGCAGUUUAAGCGACAGGCCCCGGGCGGUGGCGGUGGUGCGGGUGGUGCCGAUGUCAUCCCGCAUGACCAGAAGAAGCAAACCACCUUCUGGUGGGUGGCACCGGACACCCCGUUCAAGGCUACUAAAAUCGGUGGUGGUGUCCAGGAACCACCCGGUACUGGCGGCGAUGGUGACGAUGGUGGUGCGGCGGCUGGUGGAGCGGCGGCUGGUGGAGCGGCGGGCGUCGGAGCUGCGGCAGCGGCUGCAGCGGCAGGAGGAGGGGCGGGGGGUACCGUGUCUCAGACGGCUUUCCAAGCGUCGGCCGCUCGUACGGCGACCGGUCAGGCUGGGCAAGCGUUCGGCGCCGGUGGAACAACCACUUCCAUCCAGUCGUCGACCGCUUCCCGGACGAUCGGAACACAGACGCAAGGGUUCCAGGGGGCCGGUGUGGCAGCGGGCGGAGCGGCCGGUACGAUCGGUGCUACGCGGUCGAGCAUCAGCAAGAGCUCGACCAGCAGCACGUUCGGUACACAGACGGGCGUUGUUCAGCCCGCUGUCAUAGCCGGCACUUCGCGAACCAGUUCGACCACGUCCAACACGCAGGUUAACACGGGCACCAUACAGCCGGGUGUUGGUGCGGGUGGCGUCCGUACGUCUACCAUCAUCCGACAGUCGAAAACGCAAACGUCGACGGGCGUUGCUCCCGUUCCGGUUCCUGCUCCACCACCACCGACCACCUCGAUCCAGAGCACGACGACCGGUGUGCGGACGGACACGAUCACGUCCAACAUUAACCGACCGGUGCCUCCAACCACCGUGGGCAUUAACACACAGACUAACGUAGAUACGCAGCGUACUAUCCAAACUAACCUCUAUCCGGGUCAGCCGGGCCAGCCGGGCAGCUCGUCUACUGCGACGGUCGUGGGGACCUCUACCAGGACAACCGAUCUAACACCAAAUAACUUUGGCGGUAACACCGUGACGAAGACGCAGGAGCGUACGGAUGAUGGCAUCACGAGCAAGGUCAUUUCUACCGGCACGAUUACGCGGCCAUUCUUCAAGCAAACGAUCAGCACGUCCGGAUACAACUACCCAGUGCCGGAAACGAUUCCGUGCUACGAGCCCAACAAAAUCUGUGCCCCGAAUCAGUUCUGUAACGAUGGAUUCGUCGACGAGUCGCAACUGAACCUGUUCAACACGAACAAUCAGAACUGCAACUCCGCCACCGAACAGUGCUGUAGGAUUCGGGCAACGCCAGCCACGCGCUGUCCUGACGAUAGCUACGUCUGCGUAUCGCCCGACUUAUGCAACAAUGGCCUGCUGAACUUCGAUGCACAGAAUGCCAUCUCCACCAGACAACCGACUGGCGAAUGUUACGCACCGGAAGUUUGCUGCAAACAGCAAUCCCUGCUGUCCCAAUCGACCGUCCUGACGAACGAAGGUUACGUCGUUAAGGUACCGGAAAAUCAGUACCUCCCACCGGAGGGUCAAAACACCGUCACAAACAUUCAAACCGCACCACCCCCACCACCACCCACUACACCUCGCCCACCACCCACCACUACACGUUAUGUACCGCCACCGACCACUACACGCUAUGUACCACCACCGACCACCACGCGGUACGUGCCACCACCGACCACCACCCGGUACGUGCCACCGCCAACGACAACGCGCUACUUCCCACCACCGACCACCACGCGCCCACCAUUCCGCGCCGAAGAGUACAUUCCACCCAGGGAGGAAGUGCCUGCCCCGUCCAAUGACGACCCUAACAAGAUCAGACCUCCACAGGACGAGAUCCCGAACCCGGCCAACGAUACUCCGGUCGUCAUCCGACCGACCACGCCCCGCCCAUUCCAGCCACCACGUCCGCAGGGUCCGGAAGCUCCACCGCCACUGCCGCCGGUAGGCUGCUCGGCCGCCAUGAACUGUACCGAGGAGGAGUACUGUUCCUCGACCGGUGUCAUCUCAAAGACUCCCGUGGUGUUGACCGAGGAGCAGAAGUUGUUCCGCGUCCCGGUGACGGCUUGUCGAAACUUGGAGCGAGGAUUCACGGGGGUUUGUUGUCGCGAUCCGGACUACGUUGAUCCGUGGCCAGUCGGUCAGCUCGGACAGUACAACCCGGAAAUUCUAGGCUUCGACGAUGGUUCGUACAAACCGAACGGAAACGGUAACGGUAACGGUAAUGGCAAUGGCAACGGAAACGGUAACGGACGCCGUCCAGGCGAACCGAUCCAGGCGUCACCGUCCCAGGUAACGUCCACACAAUCGUUUGCACCGAACCAGUUCGUCAGCCAGACGGCCUCAGUGACACAGAGCAAAUCGCAGUACGAUCGGGGCGUAACAGCGUCCGCUUCCUUCCAGUCUACCGUCGGCCAGCGCGUUAAUGCCGUACCGUCCGGGCUGCAGUUUACCAACAGUGGCAACACCCGGUUCCGCCCGUUCCAGAACCAACGAUCGGAGAGCACUUUCGCUAAGCCGCAACAGUGUGCCCCGCGAAACUAUAACACUCAGCCACGAGGUGCAGGACCAUUGGGUACCGGAUUCGGCGAGUUCCCGUGGCAGGCGAUGGUGCUGCUGGAGACCAACAAGACUCUGCUGUGCGGUGGAGCCAUCAUUUCGGAUAACACCGUCGUAACUGCGGCCAACUGUGUCUAUGGACUGAACCCACGCACGAUUCAAAUCAAGGGUGGCGAAUGGCGUCUGGGAGUUGACGCAGAACCAAAGACAUUCCAGAUCGUGCGCGUGAAGGACAUCGUGUACCAUCCGGCUUACAAUCCGACCACGCUGAACUACGACGUCGCCAUGCUGGUGCUGGAGGAUCGCCUCAAGUUCGAUACGCACAUCGGUGCUAUCUGUCUGGAUGAGAACGAUGUUGUGCCGAGCGCUUCGUACGAGAACUGUGUGACCACUGGUUGGGGCAAGGAAGUACUUAAGAUUCACAUUCAAAACGCGCUGAUGCACCAGAUGUCGAUCUCGUUGCUGUCGGAAGCGGAAAGCCAAAGCCAGCUGCAGCGAAACGGAUUCGCACCGGAAUCGCACAUCUGCGGCCGUCCGUCCGGUGAUGCUUGUGAGGUUGAUGUGGGCAGUGCGCUGGCCUGUGCCGAUACGAGCGGUGCGUACUAUCUGAAGGGUGUCUACUCGGCCGACAACGGAUGCAACCGUCCGGAUCAGAUCGUUUCGUUCUCGAACAUCGAUGUGCAGUGGAUCAAGCAGGCGCUGAAGAACCCGAACCAGUUCAUUACGCCCGUUCCGAACUAUCAGACCGCGGCCAACAGUCCAACGGUGACGCGAGUACAGCUCCAGUCCACCCAGGGCCCGGCGUACAGCAACAAGUACCUGCCCCCGUACUAGACCCACGGAGUUAGCAGACACGGCAGAGCAAAGCACCAACACCAACCUAAUUAACAUCCAGUGAUAGUACACGAAUACAACAAACACACGUACACGCUAGCAAAACGGAAGCGAUCCGUUGAGAAGGUCCUUGACGACUAUCCUGCGUCCAACACACAUACACAUACACAACGCAUUACGCAUACCAUUUCACACGUAACAUCAUUAUUACACGCGCAUUACAUUGAGGAAGACGCAAACAAACCAACACAGCCACACCAGCCAUUUGGUGGUGUGCUACUUAGGCGUUUAAGAGAAUCUUUUCCCCCAUUUCACACACACACACACACACCAUCAAGCAGAACAAGAAAGGACAAUCCGAAAGUCGGAUGUUCAAACACACACACAUACACACUUUUCCAACAACACACACGAUUACUCUCGUCACCAUCUUCUUCACUCGAUACGUCCCAACGUGCUCACGUGGAGGCCCCACGUGUCUGUGCAGAUGAGCAUCCGUCAUCACGUCACCAGCCUUAGCCUUUAAGUGUCCCCGUCUUUGUAUUUUUACGUAAUGCAACAAAAUAGCGCUCGUAUCCAGGAUCUAGAACGGUAGUAAGUUAAUCGUUUUAUCAUCAUAGCAGCACAUGACACGUCUGUGCCUGGUGUUGAAGCACAUGGCAACCCCAAUCUAAUCAGCACAAGAUCGAUGAAAAACCCCGUAAUGUUACCAGUUUAAAGCACAAAUGAUCAUCAACAGUUUCGGAAAGACUCACAAGGACACACUAGCGACCCCAGGCGUGGAGCGGAAGCACUGGCGUGACGUUACUAUCUUUUUACAUCUGUAAUAUUAUUUAAUUACCUGUACAUAAUAAAUAAUGUAAGCUUUCAUCGUUUUUAGGAAA
Molecule: messenger RNA, 4738 nt
Organism: Anopheles stephensi (Asian malaria mosquito)
Lineage: Eukaryota; Metazoa; Arthropoda; Insecta; Diptera; Culicidae
Product: inactive serine protease scarface-like
Exons: 8
Coding region: 369-3854 (1161 amino acids)
Biological process (GO): proteolysis
Molecular function (GO): serine-type endopeptidase activity
Source: RefSeq, a predicted model, not a curated record